Molecule: messenger RNA, 1476 nt
Organism: Exaiptasia diaphana
Lineage: Eukaryota; Metazoa; Cnidaria; Anthozoa; Actiniaria; Aiptasiidae
Exons: 4
Coding region: 589-1476 (295 amino acids)
Source: RefSeq, a predicted model, not a curated record
ACCGUAAUGAAGAAAUUAGUUCUAUUUUGGAGUAGAUACAAUAUAAAUGCUCUCGAAUACAUGAAACGCAUACCAUGAAACGGAAGUGUAUCAAUUUACAUAAAGCAAGUUGUCAACGCUGAAAGACACAGGGAGCCCAUUUAAAAAGUCUUUUUCGAAACAUUGAUCAAACAAUUACUCUAUUGCCAAAYUUGAUUUGAUACAAAUAAAUUUAACACAUUCUCAAAGUAUCACACUUAUAUUAAGCGUAUUUCAAGUAAAUUUAUAAACAAUUGUAACUGAGGGUUGGUGUGGGUCAUGACCUUUAUUAUCAGUGACUGGAAAUCUGAUUCCUGGCCUUUCCCUAUGAUACCACUUCGUAAUGUCUUGAAGUAUGGAUGCGUGUUGUUCGUUCAAAUCAAAAGUUGGUAGUUUAUGUGGUGCUGAUAGUCGUGAUAGGAAGCAAGAAGUACAGGUUAUACCUCUUCUAUCAUGUGCUAAGGAUAUUUCUCACCAUUUGUCGUCUUUCCCCUUUACUGGCGUCAACAUGAGGUUGACUUGAUAUUAUGCCGUGUGGGAAUAUUUAGCCGUCCUGAAAAUGUGUCAUCUAUGACAAUAUGUCCUCUUCAUCGGGGUAAACUUGGAAUUGGCUGSACCAGAGGAGCRGCCACAAGAUGUCGAAUCCCGGGCGAGCUUUCAAACCAUGGUACUGGUAAAAAACAUUGGCCAAAAAGGGAGAGGGGAGUUGGCAGAGAUGAGUCGGUUAUAAUAUUACGCAAGACUGGUGUUUUUAUACAAGCUGGAUCUGGAAUAUGCCGUAAGUGUCGAGAUAUCAUAAGAGAUCUACAACUGUCUUAUGACGUCCAGGAAGUUGAAGAUCGGUUUUCAAAAAUUUCAACGGGUGAUCCACUAGACGUUUCAUCAUCAGAACGAACUCCGUCACAACUCGCAGUUGGUACAAAAUCCAAAAAGACGCCCUACAGUAAGCUUGCUACGCCAGCACCCUAUACUCCAUCAGAAAUGUCCCUUUGCCUUGAUACUAGUCUAGAGUUGCCAUCUGAACAAGUGCUGGAAGAACAGACACCAAAGGAACUUCUCAAUGCAUUCUUAGCUUCGAGAGACAUCAGCCCUGUCCGUACUUCAAUGGGGACUUCAUGGAACAAAGCAUCAGCACGAACCCAACGCCACUACAUGCGGAAAGCAAAGCAAGCUGUUUUUGCAGCCUUAGAUGAAAUCGCCCCCCAAAACAAAGAAAGUAUAUUCAAUGCAAUGAAGGAAUUUCACCUGCUCGAGGACGAGAACUCUGUAGACUCUGUGCUUCUCAAAGCACUAGUUGAAUGCUAUGAAAAUGCUGGUCACUGGAGUAGCCGAAGACAGAUCCUAUCAAUUCUCGCAGACAAAGUAGAUUUCAAAUCCAUACAGCAAUUGAUUCCUGACCUGACAAGAUAUCGUUUUAACAUAGCUCGACACCACUUGCCUGACAAGGAAGAAAAGUGA